Molecule: messenger RNA, 2100 nt
Organism: Ascoidea rubescens DSM 1968
Lineage: Eukaryota; Fungi; Ascomycota; Saccharomycetes; Ascoideales; Ascoideaceae
Product: putative GABA/polyamine transporter
Exons: 1
Coding region: 276-1952 (558 amino acids)
Biological process (GO): transmembrane transport
Cellular component (GO): membrane
Molecular function (GO): transmembrane transporter activity
Source: RefSeq, a predicted model, not a curated record
UUUGUUUCUUUUUUUUUCUAAUUAAUACUAUUAUAAUAUUAACACUAAAUAUUCACUUUCUCCCUUUAUCUAUCUUAACUCAACAUCAACACCAACAUUAAUUAGCCAUAGUUGAAACUUAACUCUUCACUGAACUCUAUUUUGUCCUUCUGGAAAUUAAAUUUAUCAUCUUCAAAGAUACUCUUCUCAUUCAAAUAAUUUAUUGACCUGGGUUAAAUUUAAUUCAAAUAUAAUCAACACAUAUCAUACACCAUAACAUACAUAACAUAAUCACAAUGUCUGACAAAGAAAAGACUAGUGGCUCAACUUCGGUUGACGUUGAAGACCAAAAAAUAGGAAAUGUUGGUUCUGUCCUAGAUGUCGACUUGAUGAAUGUCACAUCCAUACUAUCCAACAGAGGUUUGAAUCCUGUCAUCGACCAUGAAAUGUCCGAGGAUGAAGCUCGUAUCACUGCUUUAGGUUAUAAACAAGAAUUCAAUAGAGAAUUGACCUUACUUUCUACUUUCAAUAUAUCCUUUUCCUUAUUAGGUUUACUACCCAGUACUGCCUCUUGUCUUUGGUAUAGUUUAUAUGCUGGCACUGUUUCCAUGUCUUGGGGUUGGUUUGUUGCCUGGUUAAGUAUCCAAUGUGUUGCCUUGUCAAUGGCAGAAAUUGCUUCCUCAAUGCCUUUAUCAUCAGGUUUAUAUUAUGCCUCAAAUGCUUUACUAUCAACUGUUUCUCCAAGAUGGGGUCCCUUUGCUUCCUGGUGCACAGGUUGGUCAAACUUCUUGGUUCAAGUCACUAGUGGUCCUUCAAUUGCUUAUGCCUUGACUUGUAUGAUCUUAGCUUUAAAAUCAUACCAUGAUGACUCUUUUACUUAUGGCAAUGGAACCAUUUUUGGUGUCACUACUCUAUUCAUGUUUGUUCAAAGUGCCAUCUCUUCUAUGCCAACCAAAUACAUUGCUUGGUUUAAUAAUAUGGGUGGUUCAUUGAAUAUGUGCUUCCUAGUGAUUGCAAUCAUUGUCAUCUUAGCUGCUGACAACAGAGAACAACAAGGUCUAUCCAGAUUUAAUAGCAAUUCAUUUGUGUGGUCCACUGUUACAAACCAAACUGAAUGGUCUGAUGGUGUGGCAGUUUUAAUGUCUUUCUUGAGUAUUAUCUGGACCAUGUCUGGUUAUGAUAGUGCUUUCCAUCUAGCUGAAGAAUCAAGUAAUGCAGCCAUUUCAGUUCCCAGAGCCAUCUCUCUAACUUCUUUAAUCGGUGGUAUUUUUGGUUGGUUUAUUCAAUUAACUCUUGCCUACACAAUUGUUGAUCUAUACGAAGUUAACAAUGAUCCAUUGGGCCAACCGUUUGUCACAUACUGUGCUCAAAUCUUGGAAUCCAAGUAUGUUGAUUUAGUUAUUUGUAUGACCAUUAUCUCUUCAUUUUUCAUGGGUCAAGCAGGUAUGAUUGCAGCUAGUAGAGUUACAUUUGCUUAUUCAAGAGAUGGCUGUUUCCCACUCUCAAGAAUAUGGAGGCAGGUCAAUUCCCAUACAAAGACUCCUGUCAAUGCUGUUUGGUUCAAUUGUUUUAUUGGUGAAUUGCUAUUAUUGCUAAUCUUUGCUGGGGAGACUGCGAUUGGUGCUAUUUUCAGUGUUGGUGCUCUUGCUGCCUUUAUUGCAUUCACGAUUCCAGUUUUCAUCAAACUCAUCAUUCCAAAGGAAAACUUCAAACCUGGUCCAUGGAAUCUAGGUGCUUUCUCAAAACCAAUUGGAGCGUUAGGAUGCAUUUUUGUUAUUAUUAUGACUCCAUUCUUAUGCUGGCCAUACUUGAAGGGCAAGAACAACACUCCAGAAGAAAUGAAUUGGACCUGUGUUGUAUACUUUGGCCCUAUGCUUCUAUCUAUUGUAUGGUACAUUGUCGAUGCGCACAAAUGGUUCAAGGGUCCCAAAUUGAAUGUCGAGCAUCUUGUUCCAGCAGAGAAAGCAGAGUAAGUGCUGUUGCUGGAUGACUACUUCAACACCUCAUUUUUUUAUUUUCUAAAGUUCUUUAUCUUUGCUUUAUAUUUUAUCGCCUUUUUUAGAGUUGUUUUUUUACUGCUUUAUCCUACUUAGUUUAAUGUUAUUUACCCGUUUUAUUUUC